Lasiosphaeria miniovina is the source of this 735-nucleotide messenger RNA. RefSeq lists its product as uncharacterized. Gene Ontology annotation, cellular component: outer membrane. The coding region runs from base 1 to 735 and encodes 244 amino acids. The transcript has 2 exons. The record is from RefSeq and is a predicted model, not a curated record. Lineage: Eukaryota; Fungi; Ascomycota; Sordariomycetes; Sordariales; Lasiosphaeriaceae.
AUGACAUAUCCUCAGCAGCAAUACCCGCCACCGCCUUAUCAACAGCAGGGUCAGCCAUACCCGCCACAGACGCAGCCUGACUACUCCCAGCAACAUCUGCAGCCAUACAUGAACCCGCAGGAUCAAAACUCACGCCCCACUUCGGCCCAGUCCGGCAAUGCCGCCUACUCGGCCCCAUCACCAUACGACCGUCCCCCUUCGUCCCAGUCGGGGGCAGGCUACCGACCGCAGCCAACGUACGCCGACCCCCAGCAACAGCAGUACAAGGACUCGUCUACCAGCACGUACCCAGGCGCUACACAACAAGGUUCAGCUGUCCCUGCUGGAACGCUUGGUCCUGAUGGCCCCGAUGGCGAGAAGGGUUUCCUAUCCACCGUUGCCGGCGGUGCUGGUGGCGCCUUCCUCGGUAGCAAGAUCGGCCACGGCGGCACCAUGAGCAAGAUUAUGGGAGGCGCGGCAGGCGCGAUCGCGGCCAACUUCAUCGAGAGCAAGCUCAAGGACAAGAAGCACAACAAGCACAGCAAUCAGAAUGGCGGCGCCAGCCAGGGUGGAAUUGGCGGGAUGUUGGGUGGCUUGAUGGGCGGCAGCAGCCAGCAGCAGCAGCCCCAGCAUACGCCCAACACGGCCAAGGAAUUGGGCACGGCAACGGACGCGGUCACGGUCACGGACAUGGGCACGGCGGCCGUGGGCAUGGACACCAUUGACACGAGCUCUAAGCUCUUUUGGAAAUGCUAG